Naegleria gruberi is the source of this 1354-nucleotide messenger RNA. RefSeq lists its product as uncharacterized. The transcript has a single exon. The coding region runs from base 197 to 1354 and encodes 385 amino acids. Lineage: Eukaryota; Heterolobosea; Eutetramitea; Acrasida; Naegleriidae. The record is from RefSeq and is a predicted model, not a curated record.
UCGAGAAAAGAAUACCUUUCAUUAUUGGCCAAUUCGGAAGCCCUAACACGCAACACUGAAAAAUCAACUUGCUGAUUCACGUGUGUCGUGCUCGAGUACUAGUAGUAACACCUAUAUAACAUCGUUUUGGAUUGUGCUAGUAAUAAUAAUAUUUUAAUAAUAGAAUUUAUACAAUUUAAUAAUAUAUUGGAAGAAAAUGGGACAAAAUCAAGGAAGUGAAGCCUAUGAGGAUGGUUCAUCAUCGUCGACAGGAUUUACUUUUAAUAGGGACUAUCUGGAUGAAGAAAGAGGAGCUAGUAAAGGCAUUGCCAUCAACAAGCAUAAUAAUUAUGGAAGUGAAUCUGGCUCUCUAACAAAUGAUACUCCAAUACGUACCUAUCACUACACUGGCAGUACACGUGAGAUGAGAGAGUAUUUGCCUUCAAAAGUAGUAACACCUGGUUCUCCUGUUAAAAAAGAAAGAAUUUCUUCUAAUUUACAUGAAACCAGCUCCGAAGUUUGGAAAAAGAGUUAUCUCUACAAAUUAUGCGAACAAUUAUCACCUAGUUUAGUAGUAUGCAUUGAACAUUGGGUGAAAGAAGACUCGGACACACUGACCGGAUUAUGUAUCAGGUAUAAUAUUGAUGAAAAGGUAGAAUUAGCAACUAUUAAUUCUACAGGAGUGGAUGAUGAAAGUCUUUCUCACGCUCCUAGUAUGUUCAUACCAGUUCAUGAAUAUAACAUUCAAAUAUUGAAAUCCAUGUCAAAAUCCUCCCAAAACUCACCAACAACAUCAACCCCUAAAAAGAAGUCUAAAAAACCUUCGGAAGAAUUUGUAAAUAAUUUCAUGUCUCCAGAACUUUUGGCUAGUAUGAUAUUCAGCGAUGGACAUGCAUCUUUUUCAGCAACACAUUUAUAUUUGCAUGAUUACUAUUUUACUUCACACCAACCUGAUUUGACAGCAAUCAAGCAUUGUGCUGAAAAUUGUCAAUUUUAUAGAACUAUUGAUUUCAAACAUAUUUCCCUAGUUACUAAAAUAUCUUCAGUCAAAUCUAUUGCUUCACUCGCUUCAGGAAAUAACGUGUGUAUUUCUAAAGAAGUAUUCAAUUUUGUAUCCUCCCCACACAAACACGAGUCACAAUUUGAUAAUUUAUUCAUGGUCCAUUUCAAAGAACCAAAGGAAAUAGAGAAUACUAUGAUCUCAGAAAAUCCAGAAAGAAUUGGUGUCAUGAAAAGCACCAAGCUAGAGGGUAAUUUACUUCGCCACACAUUAUCACGUCAAAUGCCAAUUUUGUUCCUCAUUAACUCGGAGAAAGUUAGUGAAUUUUUGGAAACUUUACAGGACUAUGUAGCUGUCAACGAUGAGCAAUUAUAA